GGAUAACUUGGACGGUCAACUGGCACCUGAUCAGUCUGAAAGUGGCUCACCAUGGGCCGCCGAAAACAAGCCUCGCUUCCACCAGAGGAGGAAGCCAUCAUCUUGGCCAAUGUUGCUGAGCGAGCAGAGCGGUACGACGACAUGGUUGAGUACAUGAAGGACAGAGUAAAAGCUGGCAAAGCUCUCAGCAGAGAAGAGAGAGAAAUGCUUGCCGCAGCCUUCAAGGAGGAAGCGGACAAAGAGAAAAAUGCUGCCUUGACAUCAGGUUAUUUGACCAAGGUCCGCUUGGAGUUGCAAGGUCUUUGUAUCCAGAUCCUCGAGCUGAUCGAGGGAAUUCUUUUGCCAAAAGCAGAGAAUGGGGAGCCGAUGGUCUUCUACAAGAAACUGCAAGCCGACUAUUACAGAUACCUGGCAGAGUUCCUCGAAGGGGAUGGCCACAAAGAGGCAGUUGCCAGCGCGAUUGAAGUCUAUGCAGAUGCGACGGCUGAGGCAGAGAGGCAUCUCAUGGUCACGCAUCCUGUGCGCCUUGGGCUCGCUCUGAAUUAUGCAGUCUUCCAGCAAGUGAUCCGCAAGGACGAUUCCUCGGCCGUGCGGAUAGCGAAGGUUGCAAGCUCAAUCAGUUUUGUGAUCUUCACCAAGCAAUCAAAGACGCUUCGAACAGCACAGAAACCAUCAGAAGCCUGCACUGGUCCAGUUAGGAUGCAUAUUUGUCGGCUGUGCGGGCUCUUGAAGGCAUGCCACAGGAAGCUGUAAGGGACGCCCAUCCAAUACUUGCGCUGUUGCAGGAAAAUCUGCAGGUCUGGUCACCUGAGGGCUUCUCUUAGUUGGACCAGCCAUGUUUCACCGGCUCCGUUCAGAGUGUAGUAACGUCACA
This is a messenger RNA of Durusdinium trenchii, 874 nucleotides long. Lineage: Eukaryota; Dinophyceae; Suessiales; Symbiodiniaceae. The record is from the annotation of a GenBank genome assembly.